Megalops cyprinoides (Indo-Pacific tarpon) is the source of this 1399-nucleotide messenger RNA. It is a transcript of the gene cidec, whose product is annotated as cell death inducing DFFA like effector c. Gene Ontology annotation, biological process: apoptotic process; regulation of apoptotic process. The transcript has 6 exons. NCBI's taxonomy places the organism in Eukaryota, Metazoa, Chordata, Actinopteri, Elopiformes, Megalopidae. Bases 162 to 890 code for a protein of 242 amino acids. The record is from RefSeq and is a predicted model, not a curated record.
CAUGGAGAACAGAGUAGAACAAAGGUGAAUGAGAGAGUGACUAAAGAGAGGGGCAACUCAGGAAAGUUUGUAAUAAGAUCAGCCAGAAACAGGGAUUGUAUAUCCACACAAGGCAGGAGUGAGAAACCAAGACAAGUUCUAGCUGGCUGCACACGGAGAAGAUGGAAUACGCCAAGAGGUCACUCAGUCUGCUGUCUCCCACGUCCCUCUCCAAGUGUGUGACGGCCAGUGUGACAGCCAGCGCCUCCAUGACCCAGCAGCUUCUCACAGGCCUGACCCCACGCCUCAAGCCCUUCCGGGUCGUCAACGCAGACCGCAGCGUCAGGAAGGGCGUCAUGGCAGAUGGGCUGCGGGAUCUGCUGAACAAGGUGAUGGACGCAAUGCACGUGUCUUGCGUGAGUGCUCUGGUUCUGGAUGAGGACGGGACAGGGGUGGACACAGAGGAAUUCUUCCAAACGCUGCAGGACAACACUGUCUUCAUGGUCCUAGAGAAGGGGCAGAAGUGGACACCUUCGCAGGACGGCCCUCGCCAUGCACAGCUUAAUGACCAAUGGCCCAAGCGGAGGAAGGAUGUUGCACGGCUGACCUUUGACCUGUACAAGAACAACCCCCAGGAAUUUAUUGGCUGUCUGAAUGUGAAGGCUACACUGUAUGGCGUAUACUCUGUCUCUUACAACCUGCGUUGCUAUGGAGCCAAGAGGAUACUGAAGGAGGCACUGCGUUGGACUUUGUUUACCAUGCAAGCCACUGGCCAUGUCCUGUUGGGCACCUCUUGUUAUGUACAGCAGCUAUUGGACGAGGAGGAGAAGGCUGAGGAAAUGAUGGCCAAGGUGCCUGAAGACAUGCCCAAGCAGAUGCAGGCCAUCCAAUGGAGGAAGACGGGGAUGUGACCUCAGGUUCAGAACUGAAACAAUGGGAAGGGAUUGGCUGCCUGGAAGUGGUGGAUGAAGGCUGUGUAACCAGGGGCAAUGCCAUGACAAAGGGAGGAGGAGGAUGAUGUCACUAUUAUGAUGUCAUAGUUCUGUGCCAUGGCAGGUGUCAUGGUAUCAUCUGCCCAUUGUAGGAUGCAGUCCUUUUCCUGUAGGAUUUCUUUGGGGGCAAGUGAAGACUCCAUGUCUGCCCAGCCCUCUCUUUCCGCUGGUAAUGCUGCUGUCACUUUGCCCUGUACUGUUACAUGUCUGUGUGUGUGCAUAUGUAUAUAUACAUGUAAGUGUCACUGCCAGAGAGGUGAUGGAGAGACUGCAAUCUAAAUGAAUGUCACAUUCCUCUUGCCUCUGUCCUUUGAAUGCCAUCCUCACCUCACAACACUAGCUGCAUUUUUACUGGUUCAGAGUUUGUUAGGCACAAAAGAUUGCUGUUUGUUUCUGUGUGUCAACUGGCUGUCCCAUUCAAUGUUUUU